Molecule: messenger RNA, 1514 nt
Organism: Exophiala dermatitidis NIH/UT8656
Lineage: Eukaryota; Fungi; Ascomycota; Eurotiomycetes; Chaetothyriales; Herpotrichiellaceae
Product: aldehyde dehydrogenase
Exons: 2
Coding region: 24-1514 (496 amino acids)
Molecular function (GO): aldehyde dehydrogenase (NAD+) activity
Source: RefSeq, a predicted model, not a curated record
CAUCGUUUACUUCUAUCAUCGCCAUGUCUUUGACGCAGCAGAUUGAGACGCCUAGCGUCACCUACGAGCAGCCGCUCGGUUUGUACAUUGACGGCAAGUGGGUGAAGGGUGUUGAGGGCAAGACCUUCGAGACUAUCAACCCUACCACGGAGAAGCCAAUUGUCGCAGUCCACGAGGCUGGUCCAGAGGAUGUCGACAUCGCCGUCAAGGCUGCCAGAAAAGCCUUCGAGGGCGUCUGGUCCCAGACCCCUCCCUCUGUCCGAGGCGCCAUGCUGACCAAGCUGGCCGACCUCUUCGACGAACACUCCGACAUCCUCGCCGCCAUCGAGUCGCUCGACAACGGCAAGGCCCUCUCCAUGGCCAAGGUUGACGUCCAGCUCUCCUCGGGCUGCUUGAGAUACUAUGGUGGAUGGGCGGACAAGAUCCACGGCAAGACCAUCGACACAGACCCAGAAACCUUCAACUACACCAGACAUGAGCCAGUCGGUGUUUGCGGUCAGAUCAUUCCGUGGAACUUCCCUCUUCUCAUGUGGGCCUGGAAGAUCGGACCUGCUUUGGCCACCGGUAACACUGUUGUUUUGAAGACUGCCGAGCAGACUCCUCUGUCUGGUUUGUAUGCCGCCACCCUCUGCGAGAAGGCCGGCUUCCCAGCCGGUGUGGUCAACAUCAUCUCCGGCUUUGGCAAGACCGCAGGUGCUGCCAUUGCCAACCACAUGGACAUCGACAAGGUCGCCUUCACCGGCUCGACCGUCGUUGGCCGCACCAUCCUCCAGUCUGCUGCCAAGUCCAACCUGAAGAAGGUCACCCUCGAGCUCGGUGGCAAGUCUCCCAACAUCGUCUUCAACGACGCCAACCUUGAGGAUGCUAUCUCCUGGGUCAACUUCGGUAUCUUCUUCAACCACGGCCAGUGCUGCUGCGCCGGUUCCCGUAUUUACGUCCAAUCCGGCAUCUACGACAGAUUCGUCGAGGCCUUCAAGCAACGCACCGCCAAGAACGUCGUUGGUGACCCAUUCAAGCAGGAGACCUUCCAAGGUCCUCAGGUCAGCAAGCUGCAAUUCGACCGAAUCAUGAGCUACAUCGAGUCCGGCAAGGAGGCUGGUGCCAAGAUCGAGACCGGUGGUGAGCGCCACGGUGACCAGGGCUACUUCAUCAAGCCCACCAUCUUCUCCAACGUCAGCCCAGACAUGAAGAUCAUGCAAGAAGAAAUCUUCGGCCCCGUCUGCGCCAUUAGCAAGUUCGAGACCGAGGAGGAGGUCAUCAAGGCCGGUAACGAGACCACCUAUGGUCUUGCCGCCGCCGUCCACACCACCAACCUGAACACCGCCAUCCGUGUUGCCAACGCCCUGAAGGCCGGUACCGUUUGGGUCAACAACUACAACAUGCUCAGCUACCAAGUGCCUUUCGGUGGUUUCAAGGAGUCUGGUAUUGGCCGUGAGCUUGGCAAGUAUGCUCUCAGCAACUACACCCAGGUCAAGUCGGUCCGUAUCCGCCUGGGAAGCGCUCUUUUCGGUUAG